Molecule: messenger RNA, 479 nt
Organism: Ambispora gerdemannii
Lineage: Eukaryota; Fungi; Glomeromycota; Glomeromycetes; Archaeosporales; Ambisporaceae
Source: the annotation of a GenBank genome assembly
GUAACUUAUUUCUAAUGAAGAAUGAGACAAAGGGAAAUCCAAUAGACGAAUCAGCAUGUUUAAAGCCAAAAAUGUAUUCAGUUCUUCCAGCAGGUCAUGAUCCUAAAACUCCCGAUGACCCAGAUUCUGAAGAUCCUAAAAAGAAGUAUGGCAUCCAAAAGGCAAAGGGUGUAAAGAAAUGUGUGGUCAAAAGGGAGCUUCGACAUGACAAAUUUCUAGAAUGUCUCAGGACUAGGAAGCUAACCCGACAUGAUAUGUAUGGUCUCCGCAGUUAUAAUCAUCAAAUAUAUCUGGAGAGGGUAAAUAAGAUAGGGUUAAAUCCAUAUGAUAACAAGCGCUGGAUCUUACUUGAUGGAAUUCGGACACUUCCAUAUGGAAAUUGGCGAAUUGGACUAUAUAAACACCUGAUAGCAUCUGAAAUAUCUCCUGAGGAAGCAGAAGAAAGGGCUAUGAAAGCUAAACUUCGUGUCAAGGCAUAG